AUGGCUUCUUCUAUCCUCCGUUUCCUGCUUCUCACCGCUCUCUUUUUCCUUUCUGAGCCGACCUAUCGACCUCCCAAGCCAAAUCUCCUGGUUUUGCCGGUGCAAAAAGAUGCUUCUACGGGUCUUCACUGGGCCUAUGUCCACAAGAGAACCCCUCUGGUUCGGGUCCCAGUUCUGGUGGACCUUAACGGCAGGUUCUUGUGGGUGAACUGUGACCAACACUACUUAUCCUCCACGUACACAGCCCCCUUCUGCCACUCCACCCUCUGCUCUCGGGCCAACACCCACUCAUGUUACUCCUGCGCCUCCGCUUCUAGACCCGGCUGCCACAACAACACCUGCGGCCUCAUGUCCUUCAACCCUGUCACUCUCCAAUCUGGCGUCGCCGAGCUCGCCCAAGACAUUCUCGCCAUUCAAGCUCAGCCCACAUCUCCUCCCUCCAAACUCGCUUCCAUGGUCACCGUCCCUCAGUUCCUGUUCGCUUGCGCACCCUCCUUCCUGCUCCACAAAGGCCUGCCCAGUAUCGUUCAAGGCGUUGCUGGACUGGGACACGAAGCCAUUUCUUUCCCGCUUCAACUUGCCUCCCACUUUGGGUUGCAGCGCAGAUUCACCAUGUGCCUCUCAGGCGAUCCCAACUCAAACGGGUUUAUAUUCUUCGGCGAACAACCAAAUCUCUUACGUCCUCACUUGGAUAUUUCCCGUGAUUUGGUUUACACCCCACUCACGGUUACCCCAAAAGGAGAGUACCAUGUCCGAGUCACGUCCAUAAAAGUGAACAACCAGGUCGUGGUCCCAGUGAACCCAUCUCUCGUAUCAGAACUCAUCGCAAGCAGUACCAGACGCGGUCUCGGAGGAACUAUGAUUACGACGGCGUCGCCUUUUACAGUCCUGCAACGCUCAAUAUUCGAAGCUCUUGUUCAAGUAUACGCCAAUCAAAUUCCAAAACAAGCACAGGUGAAGGCGGUGGAACCAUUCGGGUUAUGCAUGGACUGGAAGAAGAUCAACAAGGCUCCAGACGUGGAGCUAGUGCUGAGCAGGGCCAGUGCGGCGUGGAGAAUAAGUGGAGAGAAUUUGAUGGUGGAGGCGAGACCGGGCGUGAGGUGUCUAGGGUUGGUGAAUGGAGGAGACAAGCCUAGAGCUGCUAUUGCCCUGGGGGCACGUCAGUUGCAAGAGAACCUUGUGGUGUUUGAUCUGGCUCGCUCCAUGCUGGGGUUUAGCCCGCCCUUGCUCUCUCGCGGUACUAGAUGUGCCGCCUACAACUUCACCACUCCUCCAUAG
Neltuma alba is the source of this 1278-nucleotide messenger RNA. Its product is annotated as basic 7S globulin-like. Gene Ontology annotation, biological process: proteolysis. NCBI's taxonomy places the organism in Eukaryota, Viridiplantae, Streptophyta, Magnoliopsida, Fabales, Fabaceae. The transcript has a single exon. The record is from RefSeq and is a predicted model, not a curated record. Bases 1 to 1278 code for a protein of 425 amino acids. Gene Ontology annotation, molecular function: aspartic-type endopeptidase activity.